Molecule: messenger RNA, 1983 nt
Organism: Spodoptera littoralis (African cotton leafworm)
Lineage: Eukaryota; Metazoa; Arthropoda; Insecta; Lepidoptera; Noctuidae
Source: the annotation of a GenBank genome assembly
AUGGGAAAAACGACGGAAGUUGAUGGCGAUAACAACCCAACUUUGCCAGAAACCGAUCCUUCGAAGUUAUUGGAGGCUGCCUUGCAGCAGAUGGAUGGGAUUAUAGCCGAGGCAGGUGGUACGGGUGGUACGACGAACUCGGGGCCUGGUCGUGCAGCUCGCGCCCGAGCUCUUGAGCUGGCUCAGCAGCUGGCCAGCUCCCUCCAACACGCUGUACCUCCUCCACCACGACCAGACUUCACCACCGCCAGUGCAAUUCUACGAUGGCUCCAACAAAACAACAACUCCGUCGCCCUAAACGAUGCGGAGGAUCGCGUUCGCCGGCUCGAGGCAGACAAAGAAAGUUUGCAUCUUCAGGUGCAAGUGUUAUCAGAACAAAUUGCCGCGCAGACCGAGAAGAUGACGGACCUCGAACGCGCGCUGCAGGAUGCAAGGCAGAGGCUGGACGACGCUGAACAAAGAUUGCAAAAGGAAAUGCUGCAACGUUCGUCUCUCGAGACGCAGAAGUUGGAGUUGUUGUCGAAACUAAGUGAAGUGAGGCUGCGUGCGGCUGAGCGCGGCAUUCUAGAACGUUCGCCGCCGCCGCCGGAGCCAGUGGCCGCACUGCCCAUCGCUAGACCUGCGCCCCCUAGAACACCACCAGCGAACUACGGUCGUACGAUCGAGCGCAACACUCACAUGUAUUCAUCGUUGCCGCGCUCUUCUGUGGUGACGUCAGAGGCGCGCGUGGCCUUCGGUAAACAGAACAACAUGGUGGUGGCGCGCGGCCGAGGACACUCUGUGCCCAACCUAGCGGAGAAGGAGGAAUCGACUGGUCGUAGUGGCAGCCCUGCCGGUAGUGCCGGUGCGGCGGCCUUGCGCGCUCGUCUAGAAGGCGGGGAUGCGCGAUCUUUGCGACCUGCAAGACCUUCUACACCACGAAUGCGCACGCAUCCCAUGCCCUGGGAAACGAUAGACGUUCGCGAGUGGGACUGUGAGACUACCUGUGGUUGGCUUGAAAGCCUCGGUUUGGAAGUAUAUGUACCAGCUGCACGCACUUGGUUGGGAGCGACGCCUGACGCGCGAGGACAACUGGCGGCCGCCUCGCAUAAUGCUAUUGAAAAGGAACUCGCCAUCAAACAUCCUUUGCAUAAAAAGAAGAUACUGCUCGGCCUUACUGAUUUACUGGGCGGUCACGGCGACCCGCUGCUGUCGCUGGCGGGGCGCCUGGACACGGCGUGGACGCUGCGCUGGCUGGAGGACGUGGGCGCGUGCGGCGCGCGCGCGGCCGCGGCCGACGCGGCGCUGGACGCGCGCCUGCUGCACCGCCUCACGCACGCGGACCUGCACGCGCACCUCCGCGUCGCGCACGCGCUGCACGCGCUCUCCGUGCGCAGGGGUAUCCAAGUCCUCCGCGACAACAAGUUCGACCCGGACACGAUGAUCCGCCGCGCGGCGGAGGGCGAGACGGUGGGCGCGGAGGGCUCGCCCGAGGCCUGCGUGCCGCCCGAACUACUGGCGCGCUGGUCCUCGCACCGCGUCAUGCAGUGGCUCAAGGAGAUCGACCUCGCUGAGUACGCGCCUAACUUACGUGGCGCAGGUGUUCAUGGAGGCCUCAUGUUAUUGGAGCCGCGGUUUACAGCAGAGCUUCUGGCUGCUUUACUAAACAUUCCAGCCAACAAGACGCUAUUGCGGCGGCAUCUCACGCAGAGGUUCAACGACCUGCUAGGCCGAGAUGUAAUACAACAGAAGCGUAACGCGGAACAAACGCUCGGAUAUCAACCUCUUACUGCAACUACCAAAUACAAGGUACCAAAGAAAAGCCAGUUCUCGUUGAAACGUAAGAAGAGUAAGGACGACUUGGACCUCGGCGACCUCGUGUGUCCUCUGCACGAUGACUGCUCAGGUGACAUAACCAACUCACCAACGAUGAAAGUAAGAUCAGCAACAGCGGACGUCGCGUCGGCUGUCUCUCCCCCGCGUGACGAGGCGAGGGCGCAAUAG